UUAUUUGUUUUGUUUUUAAAGACAAUGUUUCACUAUGUAGCCAGAGCUAGUCUGGAACUCACUAUCUUCCUGCCUCAGUCUCCUCAGUCCUAGUAAUAACGUCAAAUGUCACCACACCUGGCUACAAAGUCUGUGGAUUGUUUUCUUGGCUCUUUUCUGUUCUGCCAUUACCCUGUGCUCUGUACUGUGAUGGUUGGUGGUGCUGGUUCUCAGCUGUGUACGGGUGUAGCACUGCCGUAUAAAGAUCUGCUGCAGAGAGGAACCCAAGGCUUCUGCUUUGCUCUGUUUUGCUUUGCAUGAAGCAGCUGGGUUGUUCAGUGUUCAGUGCUGUGCAAGUAAAUGUAUUAUCUAAAGGGAGUUCUUGGGCUACCAGAUCACUUAUGCCUAGCAUGUCCCUAGUGUGGCUCUGGGUUCAAUUCCCAGCAUUUCACAUAAUAAAAUGAACUAGAAGCUAACUGUUGAUUUUUGGUUCUUAGAUUAAUUUUUAUUUCAUGUGUAUGAGUGUUCUGCUUGCAUGUAUGUGCACAUGCAGUGGGCGUCUGGGUGGAACUGGAGUUAAGGAUAAUUGUUUGCCGCCUUUGGGAUGCUGGGAACUGUCUUCUGUAAGAGCAGCAAGUGAUCUUAUAACCACUGAGCCAUCUUUCCAGUUGAUUUUAUAUAGGAUUUAUUUGUUUCUCAAAAAGCAAAAUAAAAAAAGAAACAUCCAGUGACUUAAAUUUUUCUUACAUAUAAGAAAGCACAUCAUCCUUGCAUAUCUAGUCCCUCCCCCCAGUGACCAGUGCAUCUUCUUGUUCCGUACCUGUAGACUCAACUAGCUUAGGAUCAGAAAUGCUCUGGAGCCAGGCUUGGUGGCACAAGCUUGUAAUGUUAACAUUUGGGAGGUUGAGUUCAAGGAUGGCUAGGCUACAUUGACAAAUUCUGUGUGUAUACUUACAGGCAUGUACACACGGGGAGGGAAGUGUGCAUCUGCACUGAACAAGCACAACGUUGUUUUGUAUUCUUAUUCCCUAGACAAUACAGCAUAACAUUUAUGUAGCAUUUACAUUGUUUUUGGUGUAAGUCAUCCAGGGACUUAUGUGUGUGGGUUAUAAGGAAAUAAUUUAUAUAAAGGACUUGCGCGUCUGUGAAUGUUGGCAUCCUGGAUAGGAGUCACGAACCUCCCCCACCCCCGCAAUACCUCCAUGAGGUAUCUCUUGUGGGAAUCUGCAUUCUGUCUCUGUAGAAUAGGAGUUUUGUUAUAAUAAUCAGUCCAUACACUUGUUUAGUUAGACUUCUGUGAUGAGAGUGUGCCACAGGUGUAGCUGGCAAGUGCAGGUGCACAGUAGCACUACCCUUGUGCAUAACCAGUCAGCAGGGAUGAGGUAGGGACUCUCCACGGGGAGCAGGGGACUAGAGGAAGCAGGCCAAGCCGGCUUGGUUUACCUUAUCUCCCUGCUGCCUUAUCCUUCCUCUUGAGCCUUGAUUGGUCUCAGGGUCCCCACACCUGAGACAGUUUAUUGUUGCCCACCUGGGGGGGGCAGCAGUACUUUGGUUGGGUCCAGGCCCCUUGUUCUGGCUCUCAUACUGUUUGAGACAAGAUCUUGCUGUGAUGGGCAGUCUGUGCUGGUGAGAAGCUGCCAUCCUUCUGCCUCCUAAGCCAUAUGAGAACUUGGUAAUAGACAUGGGCUGAGUUGGAAAGUAGUCUUGCCUACCAAGUUUCCAAUGUCUGCAGAAUAUCUUCAGGGCUUUGAAAUUUUGAAUUAGGGGUUUUAGUGCAGAAUUGCAUGUGGCACCAUCCAAAGGAUUUUAUUUAGCUUUUUGUAUUAUACUUUAAUUGUAUGUGCUGCCAUGGUGUCUGUGUGGAUGUUAUCAGAGGACAACUUGGAGUGGGGUUCUCUCUUUGCCAUGUGUGUGGAUCCUGGGGAUCAGACUUGGGCAGUCAGUCUUGGUGGCAAGCACCUUUAUCUGUUGAGCUAUCUUGUCAGCCUUGCUAUUCCCCACCCUUUUUAAAAUUGGUCUGUGUAGUAUACACAUGUGUGGUGGGUGGUGUCCAGUGUCCUCUUAGGCUAAAAGCCAGCAAGCUGUAGGAACCUCCCAUCUCCAUCCCUCAACCCCCAACUUGGAGCCAGGGUUACAGACAUUUGGCCAGGAUGCCAGCUUGUUGUGUGGGUGCUCGUGAUUGGGAACAAGAUCUUAACUGGUGACUGUUCAGCCGUGAGGACUAUUCGGUUAGUAAAUAGUCCAGCUUUAAAAUGUUCAGACUACAGAUGUUUUUCACCAAGGAGGGUGGUCCCUAUUGGAAAAGACAGCAAGAAAAGGACAGUGAGCAUAUAGUUAGUUGUCACAUAGAUGGCCACUCUAGCACAGCUACCAGAGCACACUGCAGGGUGGUUCACGGUGCCUGAGGCCACCAUAUGAGCUUGGGUCUUCUGUCUUCUUGGUUGUAGGUCUGAGUUCUCCAUGCUUCUUCCCUGUUGUUUGCCUGGGCCUUCACUUCGGCCUGUGAUGUGAGCACCCCCAUUCUGCAGUUUGCACGGCUCACACACUUUAAGAUGUAUCCAAUCUUGUCUGAUUCUGUGUCUCGGGGUAGAAAUUUCCCUCAACUCAGGGCAGAGUUGAGAAAUCAGAGUAGACUUCUUGGCUAGAGUCAGAAAGGUGGUCUUGAAGGAUCUCACCCAGGGGAGCCGAAGCAGCUUCCUACUCCACUGGGAGCCCCAGGAGUUGGCAUGUAACGAAAUCCUGAAAGCAAACCUACUUCAUAAAGCCCCGGGGUUCUGGACGGAGCACUAGAGUGUGAGUGACGUUUUACUAGACGGGCACAUCUUUAUUUUUCCAAGAGGCUGAAAUUAGAGCCAGAAGACUGACUUCUAAGCAGUGUGUCUGCGUGCACAUGUGAAUUAGAAGCUGGCUGUGUGGAGCAAAGCUGAGUGCUCAACCCUAGUGUUAAUCGCUCUCAGGGCAAGUGACUAGUAUUCAUGGUGCUGCAAGGGAGUAGCGCGGCCUAUCUCCGGUUUCCUAAAAUAUUUGGGGGACAAUGAAAGAAUGUCACUGGUUAGCACAAGGGGAAAAUUCUUAAGGGGGGUGGGCUGCGACCCUCGUAUUCACGUAUACCCAGGCUCCUGGCUCCUGGAAGCACGGGGACGGGGCAAGGGUGUUUCUAGUACGGAUUGAAGCAGGGUCAAAAUCCCAGGGAAUUCAAGCUGGGCGGACGCCCCUCCCGGCACCGCAUACACCCUGCCUGAGGCCAAGUGAGCAGUGCGACCUGCCAGAGAGCUUUGGGGUCUUUUCUUCCUGGCUCCUCCCCAGCGGAAUCGGACGCAGGUUCACCUCGAAGCACCGGUCCUAGCUGGCGCAGAGAGUUUCUAAACCUUAUGAAAGGCUGGGCAGAGUACUGCCCACAGGAUAGCCCGAGGGGUCUCUCGGUGGCAUUGACUCCCAGUGUAGCCCCUCGCUUCGGGGCGCAGGAAUCUGUCAAGCGUGUCUAAGACACGGACCUGGCGGGCGCUCCGGAGGAGCCGGGUGGCCGCGGUGGCGCAUGCGUGCGGUCUUGACCGCGUAGCCGCUCUAUCCUCGCUGCGUCUCGGUGGCCGGCUGGUUUCUUCCGCUUGCGGUGCGGCCUGCCGCUCUAGGCUGGCAGUCUCGCUGGCCUCCGCGCUAGUUCCGUGGCGGCUCUGGAAAUGGCCGCGGGACCCCGGCGGCCGCGGAGCUUGCUCAAGAAGCAGUCCACACUGUCUCUUUGGUUGUUGGAAGCUCCAGAAUCUUCUCACUCAUGAGCUGAGACUGACAAAGGUGUGGUGAAGCUUGGCAUCUGCUGCACCCGUUUCCCCAGGGUUAUUGUUACAUGUGGGAUUGUCAGCCAAAGAUUUCCACGCUUUCAGUUAGGGCAUAGGGUUUUCUUUAAUACCAAUCCUUUCCCUAAGAUGGAACAUGCAAUAAUAUCAUUCAUCACUAUCAUUUAAAUGCUAUUAAAGCCUGGACAGCUAGGAAAAGAAUUUUCAAGGUAUGGAUGAUAAAGGGCACCUGAGCAAUGAGGAAGCACCCAAGGCUAUCAAACCCACCAGUAAAGAGUUCAGGAAAACCUGGGGGUUUAGAAGAACCACGAUUGCCAAACGUGAGGGUGCCGGAGACACCGAGGUGGACCCCAGUGAGCAGCCACCACAACAGCAUAGCCUCUCUCUGCGCCGCAGUGGACGACAGCCAAAGCGCACCGAGAGAGUAGAAGAGUUCCUCACCACAGUUCGCCGCCGAGGGAGAAAGAGUGUGCCAGUCUCACUGGAGGAUUCCAGUGAACCCACAUCCUCCACAGUCACUGAUGUGGAGACAGCCUCAGAGGGCAGUGUGGAGAGUAGUUCUGAGGUCAGAAGUGGCCCUGCGCCUGGCUCCUCAGGGAAAGAACAUCCUGCCUCUUCUGAAAAGGCAAAAGGAGGUGAUGAGGAAGAAGACACCUCUGACAGUGACAGUGAUGGCCUUACUUUGAAGGAGCUUCAGAACCGCCUUCGAAGAAAGCGAGAACAAGAACCCGCCGAGAGGCCCCUGAGAGGCAUUCAGAAUCGCCUUCGGAAGAAGCGCAGAGAGGAGGACCCUGCCGACACUGGGAGUGUCCUAACUGGCAGCACUGAUGAGAGUUUACCUCUCUGUAAGCCGGAGCCUGAGGCUAGUCAGGGACCAGUGUCCCAGUCAGAGAAAGAUGACAGAGAAAAUCAGUCAGAGGGGAAAGCAGCUCAGGGAAGUAAAGAGGAAGGCCCCAGGGAUGCAGGCAAACCAAAGCCUGAGUGUGAGGUUUACGACCCCAAUGCCCUGUACUGCAUCUGCCGCCAGCCUCACAACAACAGGUUUAUGAUCUGCUGUGAUCGAUGUGAGGAGUGGUUCCACGGUGACUGUGUGGGCAUCUCUGAGGCCCGAGGGCGGCUCCUGGAAAGGAAUGGGGAAGACUACAUCUGCCCAAAUUGCACCAUUUUGCAAGUGCAGGAUGAGACGAGUGCCAGUGCCACUGAUGAGCAGGACACUGGGUGCAGACUGACAGGUGCUGACGGCACAGACUGUACAAGUAUAGGGAUAGUAGAGCAGAAGUCUGGUGAAGACCAGGGGAUAAAGGGUAGAAUUGAAAAGGCGGCAAACCCCAGCGGCAAGAAAAAACUCAAGAUAUUCCAGCCUGUCGUAGAGGCUCCUGGUGCUGCUAAGUGCAUUGGCCCUGGGUGUUCUAAUGUAGCACAGCCUGACUCGGUGUACUGCAGCAAUGAUUGCAUUCUCAAGCAUGCUGCAGCUACCAUGAGAUUUUUAAGUUCAGGUAAAGAACAAAAACCAAAACCCAAGGAAAAGGUCAAGAUGAAGACAGAAAAAUUCAGUCUUCCAAAAUGCAGUGUUCAGGCAGGGAUUAAAAUCUCUUCUGUACACAAGAGACUAGCUUCAGAGAAAAAAGAAAACCCAGUGAAGAAAGUGAUGGUGGCUCCUAGGAGUGAAACUUGUGGGAAGGAGAUAACCUGCGAAAGCACCACACCAUCCUGGGCGAGUGACCACAACUACAAUGCCGUGAAGCCCGAGAAGCCUGAGAAGCCCACCGCACUCUCUCCUACCCUAUUGAGUAAAUCCACGAAGGAGGACAGGAGAGCAGAGGACAGAACAGUGGCAGCAGCUACAGUCCCAAAGAAGACAGUUCCUCCGGGCUCCUUGAUGGGCAGGCACACUUCACCUAGAAACCUUGUUCCAAAGAAGCUUCCACCUUAUGCUAGCAUGGCAGGAGCCAAACAAGCCAUUAAGAAGCUGCCCUCAGGCUUCAAGGGUACCAUCCCCAAGAGGCCAUGGCCCUCAGCUACCCCUUCAGGCACUUCUGCCAGACAGGCAGGACCAACACCUGUGACAGCUGCUUCCAAAAAGUUGCCGGGCUCUGCUGCUGUGGUGGGAGUUAUCAGGAAGCCAAUGUCUGCCAAUGUCUCAGCAGCCUCUCCAGCCCCAGGACGCCUUGGGCCUGUGAGCCCAGCCCCAUCACAGCCCAAUUCACAAAUUCGGCAAAAUAUAAGACGUUCCUUGAAAGAGAUUUUGUGGAAAAGAGUCAAUGACAGCGAUGACUUAAUAAUGACAGAAAAUGAAGUAGGAAAAAUUGCCCUCCACAUUGAGAAGGAGAUGUUUAACUUGUUCCAGGUUACUGAUAAUCGUUAUAAGAGCAAAUAUCGCAGCAUCAUGUUCAACCUUAAGGAUCCUAAGAAUCAGGGGCUCUUCCAUCGAGUUCUUCGAGAAGAAAUCUCCUUGGCAAAACUUGUCAGAAUGAAGCCUGAAGAACUAGUAUCUAAAGAACUUUCCAUGUGGACAGAAAAGCCUACAAAGUCUGUGAUAGAGCCCAGGACUAAGAUGCUUAAUGAAAGCAAGAAGAACACUGCUAAGCCAGAAACUAUUCCUGACAUGGAAGAUUCUCCACCAGUGUCAGAUUCAGAAGAACAACAAGAAUCAGUAAGAGCUGCCCCUGACAAGAGCACAAAGCCUCUUCUUGAUGUCUUCAGCAGCAUGCUAAAGGACACAACAAGUCAGCAUCGGGCUCAUCUUUUUGAUUUAAACUGUAAAAUUUGUACAGGUCAGGUUCCGUCAUCGGAGGAUGAACCAGCUCCUAAAAAGCAAAAGCUUUCAGCUUCUGCUAAGAAAGAAGACUUGAAGCCCAGGCAUGACAGCCCUCCAUCUGAUCCAGUUCCUAACACUGCUGAUGAAGGAAUUGCAGAGACACUGUCUGAACAUGCCUCUGAGCCAGACCUGGAGAAUUUGUCUAGUCUGAACCAGGAAAAAAAAUGUUUUCCUGGGCCUCCAGGUGAUGGCCAUCCUGAGCCCUCACCACUGGAUGGCCUCUCUCCCUGCUCUGCCUCUGGUGGGAGUGGGGUGGUCACCACAGUCACAGUGUCUGGCCGAGACCCCAGGACCGCCCUGAGUGGGUCAUGCACAGUCACAGCCUCCAUGGCAGCCCACCUGGACAACUCCCACACAUCAGAAACCAAACUGGACACGCUGAAGCCUCCUUUGACUCCUGCAGUGGUGCCUAAGUCCAUACUGGCUAAGCCGUCCUCCUCUCCUGACCCAAGAUACUUGUCAGUACCACCGUUACCAAAUAUGAGCAUUUCAGAAUCACGAUCCCCGCCAGAAGGAGACACAACCCUCUUUUUGUCUCGACUCAACACAAUUUGGAAAGGAUUUAUUAAUAUGCAGAGUGUUGCAAAAUUUGUCACUAAGGCAUAUCCUGUCUCUGGGUGUUUGGAUUAUCUUAGUGAGGAUUUGCCAGACACCAUCCACAUUGGUGGAAGGAUUGCUCCAAAGACGGUUUGGGAUUAUGUCGGCAAGCUCAAGUCAUCCGUGUCCAAGGAGCUCUGUCUGAUCCGCUUCCACCCCGCCACAGAGGAGGAAGAAGUCGCCUACAUCUCUCUCUACUCCUAUUUUAGCAGCCGUGGCCGCUUUGGGGUUGUAGCUAAUAACAACAGGCAUGUCAAGGACCUAUACCUGAUUCCACUGAGUGCUAAGGACCCUGUGCCAUCCAAACUCUUGCCCUUUGAGGGCCCAGGUCUUGAGUCACAACGUCCAAAUAUAAUACUUGGGUUAGUAAUAUGUCAGAAAGUCAAACGUCCUACGAGCGCUGGAGAGGUAGACAAGACAGAUGAGAAGCGGACUCGACCCCAACAGGAAGAAUCAGAGACUUCCAUUUAUCCCAAAGUACCUGCAGCUUUGCCAUCUGAGAAGAAGCCUACCAAGUACCACCUGCACUCUGCAGACACAGCUGCCAGCAGCACCACACCCCCGGGCUCUCCGCCACCCCCUCCUCCUCCUCCUCCUCCUCCUCUUCCUGAACCCCCAGUACUGAAAAUACUGUCAUCCCUCAAGCCAGGAUCCACCAGCACUGUCACAGCACCCACCACAUCAGCAGUGGUCACCACCACAGCUUCCCCUGUUGUUUCCGCCACUUCAAAAACAGCCUCACCUCUGGAGCACAUCCUACAGACUCUGUUUGGGAAAAAGAAGUCAUUUGAACCCUCUGUCCAAGAGUCUGUCAGGUCUACCCUGUCUCCACACCAGGAUCCCAAGGCCAAGGGGGAGGCCGCCAUGUCAGCAGCUCCUUUGUUGGAUCCAAUUGUCCAGCAGUUUGGUCAGUUCUCAAAAGACAAGGCUCUGGAGGAAGAAGAGGAAGAUGACCGGCCCUAUGACCCGGAAGAGGAGUACAACCCCGAGCGAGCCUUCCAUACCCUGCUUGCUGAGCCAGGGAGACGCCAUGACGUGGAAAAUGUCCCUGAGACAACUGAGAGGGAAGAGGUGGCCUACGACCCAGAAGAUGAGACCAUCUUAGAAGAAGCUAAAGUGACCAUUGAAGACCUGCCCAAUCGGAUGUGCGUCAAAGUCAGCUCCACUGAGAGGCCUGCUGACUUCACCACCGAUGCCACUAAUGCCUCUCUAGUAGAGCAACAGAAAAUGUUAGAAGAGCUAAAUAAGCAGAUUGAGGAGCAAAAGAGGCAGCUGGAGGAGCAAGAAGAAGCCCUUCGGCAGCAGAGGGCUGCCGUUGGCGUGUCCAUGGCACAUUUCUCUGUGUCAGAUGCACUGAUGUCACCACCUCCCAAGUCCUCCCUGGCCAAGACGGACCUGUUCUCUCAGGAACAGCAGGCCCAGGACCCAAGUCACGGAGCCCUGGGUGCCAACCACAACUUAGACUCAAGACAGAGUAGGGACCCCAGGCAGGCCAGGAGGCUGGCUGCUGAGAACACUGAGAGUGAACCUCUUCCCAGGGCUCCCACAGGAAGCACACCUGGCCCACAAAGCACCUUGCCUGCCAGGGAGACUCCUGCUGGGACUGCAGCAGUCCAGGGGCCUGUGUUGGCUCCGGAAGCCAAGGAGUCAGUGGCUGUUCCCUGGGCUCCAAGUGAAAACGCUGUGUUGAGGCCGGAACAUGAUAUCCAGAAGUGUGAGCACCCUGGUAACCCUGUCGCGUUGCCCCUGGACAACAGCCACCUUCCUGCUGCUGGUGAUGGCGCAGCCAGACCCGCAGCGCCCCGCAGAGUGCUGCUGCCCACGCCUCCUAGCGCCACCUUACCACCCAGCUUCCCUUUGCAGCCUGAAGCCCAGAAUUUCACUUCCGGAGGAAGGGAGUCUUUUCCAGGGCCCAUGUAUCUGUCUCAGGAAACAUCUCUUGGCUCAUCCCAAUACGAGGACACUCGGGGUGCUCAGUCUGCUGGGAGGAGUGACAGCCCAGCAGCUGAUACUGAGGACAGCAGGGAGACACAGCUCAGGACUGGCGAGGGAACUACUCCAUUCCUCCAACCUGGGCAGAGGGGAGGGGGCCCUCAGCCCCAGUUUCCUGGCCAGCGUGAACCUUUGCCACGCACUUUUGGGAUGUCGGGGCACCAUGGCCCCGGUUUCCCAGGACCUAGGGGGCCAGUCCCUCCCUUUUCAGAAGAAAAUAUUGUUCCAAACAGUGAUGGACCAAGAGGCCCACCACCUGCCCGAUUUGGGGCCCAGAAGCCACCAAUCCCUUCCUUGUUCUCUGGGCAACAUGGGCCACCUCCCUACGGAGACAGCAGGGGACUCUCACCUUCUUAUCUUGGUGGGCCCAGAGGAGGAACUCCGCCCCAGUUUGAAGAACGCAAGGACCCACAUGGGGAGAAGAGAGAAUUCCAGGACACGCCAUACAACGAGAUGGCAGGUACCUCUGCUCAGUGUGAAGGACCAGACCAGGCCCAGUUCAUGGGGAACAGGGCACCCUUCCAAUUUGGAGGCCAGAGACGGCCCCUGCUGACUCAGAUGAAAGGACCCCGUGGAGGGCCUCCGCCAUCUCAGUUUGGAGGCCAAAGGGGACCACCUCCUGGCCACUUUGUGGGUCCACGUGGACCCCAUCCUAGUCAGUUCGAGACUUCCCGCAGCCCUCACCCUGGCCAAUUUGAAGGGCCCAGGAACCAAGCACCUGGUUUCAUGCCCGGCCCCCGCGGCGUUCAGCCCCAGCAGUUCGAAGAGCAGAGGGUGAACUCACCACCGCGGUUUGCUGGUCAGAGGGCACCAGCACCCCUGCCGUAUGGAGGACCAAGGGGGCCCGCACCCUUUGCCGAGAAAAAUGAUCAGCCACCUUCUCGGUUUCACUUUCAAGGACAGUCUUCCCAGCCUGUGAAGCCUCCCCCUCGGCCCCUGCUGGAGCUACCCAGCCACCCUCCUCAGCACAGGAAGGACCGAUGGGAUGACGCAGGCCCGGCCGCUGCCCUGCCUUCCAGUGCUGGGUCUGGGCAGGGCCCUGAGACUGACGGGCAGUGGGCCACGUCCGAGUUCCGAGAAGGCAAAAGCCAUGAGUACAGGAGCCCAGCUUUUGAAGGGAGGCAGAGGGAGCGGUUUGAAGGAGGACCUAAAGAAAAGCCUCUGGAUGAGGCUGAAGCUCAAGGGUCGGAGAGUCGGCAGGGCCGGGCAUUUGAGGAUCGGAGGCGAGAGCGCGAGAGAGGCAGAAACUGGAGUCGAGAAAGAGACUGGGAGAGGAGCCGGGAGUGGGACCGGCACCGGGAGUGGGACAAAGGCAGAGAUAGGAGCUCCAACAGGGACAGGGAGAGAGACACCGACCGGGCUAAGGAGUGGGACCGAAACCGGGAGAGAAGCAGGAAUCGCGACCGUGAUCGGGAAAGGCGGCGAGACCGAGACAGGUCCCGGAGCAGAGACCGAGACAGGGACCGUGAGAGAACCCGAGACAGGGACCGGGACCGAGGCCGGGACCGGAAGGACCGUAGCAAGAGCAGAGAGAGCCCUCGGGACCUGAAGUCUGAGGCCAGGACCUCCGAUGGGGGCCCUGCCACAGCCCAGGCCUAGAGGCCAUUGCACUCAGGGCUGGUGGCAAGACACACGCUGGUGAGGACAAAGACCUCGUGUCAGCUAUUGUUCAUAUAGGCUCAGACUGGCAAAGACCCUUUUAAAAGCCAAGUACAUAAAAUGUGUUGAGCAAAAAGUUUUUGAAAUAGCUAUGAACUUAGAUGCAGGAUAUAAUAUUCUGGACUUCAGGAAUUACUGUAAUUUUGUGUAUAAUGGUUUGUUACAAAAUUUCCCAACUUUACAAUUCUGAUGUUUUUUUAAUAACUUAAUAUUUCCAUUUAAAAUUACAGAAAUGGGAAAGUAUCUACAAAAGCAUAUUGCUUUUUUUUCAGAUUAUAAAGUUAUCUUUUCCAAUAACUUGACUGGUGUAAGUUUUAAGGGAAUUUCAGUGGACCGUAGAGCUAGCUUUCCCUGUGCUGCCAUCUCUGCUUCCAUAUACCCUGAGCUGUCCUGGGGCUCGCAGCGCUGCCCUGGAUGGAAAGUACUGUUGAGUGGGUGAGCUGGGGUGUGUGCUUGCAGCUGUGGGAGAACGGUCUUCCUAAGCCUGGCUCCCCACAACGCAUCACUUCAGAAGUUUUUUCAGAACAUAAUUAGAAAUAUCCCGUCCUAGUGAAAAUUGUUACAUUUUAAAUAACUAUUUUUAAAUGUUCGAAUUUAUCGGCCUAAAGAAGAAGCAAAGCAGUUCAGAGUAGCUUAUGAGGGAAGAGGCAGGAGGCGUUCAGAAAAGCAUUGCCCAGUGCUGUCCUCUGAGUGUCUCUCUGCAGACCCACAGGCCCCAGACAGAUGAUGGGUUUGGAAGCUUCUCAUGGGAUGGGGCAAUGUUGGUACCAAGUCUGGAAGUGGAUUGAGGGUGAAACAGACUGCUUCGUAGCCUUUAGACUACUCCACUGUUGCUGCAUAGCCCCUCUGAAGAUGCUGUGAGAAGGUCGGCUAACUUAUUUGACUGUGCAAAUAUGUUUGAUAGUUCCUUUUAUAUUUUCAUAAACUUACUUUUUCAGAUAGAGAAUUAGAGAUCUUCGUUUGUUCUUUGGAGUCUUUUAUUUCACUGUACAUCACUACAGAUUUUUUUCACUUUAUAGCACAAAUUUUUAAGUUGAGAAGACAUGGAAAAAAUAGCAAUUUGGGAUAUUUGCUAUUACAAACCAAAUGUCAGUAGGUUAAAUUACAUGAAAGUGUCAAUUUCAACAUCAAAUAAGAUGUAAAGGUUUUUUUUAACAUAUGAAGUAAAAUUUUCUAACUUAAAUGCACAGCAUAAAAAUCAAGUGUGUUUCUUUUAGGUUUACUUGGUAGAAAUUUCUGUACAUUGUAUUUUGUAUUGCAGAGUGUUAUAUCACUGUCCAUUUAAACACAGGACAUCAUAGGUUUUGUUACUUGGAGUAGAAUAAAUAUCUACAGAGUU
This is a messenger RNA of Mesocricetus auratus (golden hamster), 12175 nucleotides long. RefSeq names its product death inducer-obliterator 1 (gene Dido1). The transcript has 17 exons. Gene Ontology annotation, biological process: DNA-templated transcription; apoptotic signaling pathway; positive regulation of DNA-templated transcription. The record is from RefSeq and is a predicted model, not a curated record. Gene Ontology annotation, cellular component: Set1C/COMPASS complex; nucleus. The coding region runs from base 3982 to 10776 and encodes 2264 amino acids. Lineage: Eukaryota; Metazoa; Chordata; Mammalia; Rodentia; Cricetidae.